This is a messenger RNA of Acanthopagrus latus (yellowfin seabream), 4910 nucleotides long. It is a transcript of the gene ccdc18, whose product is annotated as coiled-coil domain containing 18. Bases 50 to 4597 code for a protein of 1515 amino acids. The transcript has 27 exons. Lineage: Eukaryota; Metazoa; Chordata; Actinopteri; Spariformes; Sparidae. The record is from RefSeq and is a predicted model, not a curated record.
GAGGGCGGAUACUGAAAAAUACGAAUUUGUGUGGCUUAUUUCUUCUACAAUGGCUAACACCGAAAGUUUUGUUCAGUUAGAAGUACAAAUACAUAUUUGUAUGCUUCCAUAUCGACAUCUAAUGUUUGAGAACGAGGAGGUUUUAACAGAAGAUGUGGUCAGUCUGAGGAAUCUGCUUCGAUUGACGGACGUCAGCCUGCAAAGUGUGAGACAGAAACUGAGUCAGUCAGAAGGACAUGAUGACAAGGUUGAGUCUGAGCAGAAGAGUUCUGAUCACCUGACCUUGCAAGACCUGCAGAUACCUGAUGGUCUUUCUCAGUCAGGCUGUGUUUAUCAGGAGAGACGUGCUGUUGCUGGUAGUUUAAGCUCAUCGUCCUCCAGCUCUAGGUCUUCCUCAGUCACAGCCAGGCCGAUAGUGAUGGAGUCUGUUAAUUUGAAGAAGAAGGCCGGCUGUGUGCGUCAGGAGAAUGCCUGCGUGUCCAUGCAGGAUGGGCAGAUCAUCAGUGAUGCUAUGCAGUAUGACCUGGCCACCUUCACAUCGCAGAUUGGCGUCAGAGGCUCCAGGCCUGGUAUUAAAAACAAUGUGGCAGUCAUGAGUCAACAGAUUCGUCGCCUUCAGGCAGAGCUGGAUACUCAAGCGGAAGAACUAAAGGCAGCAGAGCUGAGGGCAGAGUGUAGCCAGGAUGCAGCAGCUCACAGUGACAUUGUGCUGGCGACUCUCACUGAGGAUAUGAGUGCACUCAGAGAAGAGCUGGACACCAAGGCAGCACUCUGCAAACGGGCGGAGCAGCAAAGGAAUCAAGCUCUUCAAAAUGCAGAGAAACUUAAGGAAGCCUUCAAAGAUUAUAAGGCAACCAUAUCCAUUAAACUUAAAAGGGUGAUGGAGAGUGAGAGCAAACUAAAAGAGAGUCUAGUCGAGUGUGACAGAGAAAAAGAAGAGUUAGAAAUGAAGUGCACUUUGUUGGAGAGAGAAAAGGUUGAACAGAGCCAAACAGUGAGCCAGCUGAGGGAGGAGGUGACGCAGUCCAAGUCUGCGGCUGCAGGUCUCCAAUCUCAGCUGGAGGAGACUAAACAAAGGGCCUUACAUCUGGAACAGCAGAUCACAGAGCGGGGAGCAGAGGGCAGGGAGCUUGCCUCUGUACGUAAGGAGCUGGGAGAGCUGCGAACACUGACCCAGGGUCAGGAGCAGAGGAUGGCCCAGAGCUACAGAGAGGCUCAGCAGAGCCGGGCAGAGCUGGACAGCCUGGAGGCCAUUCUGGCCCUGCUGCAUCUACGAGAGGGUGCCGGCGGGCCGCUGUGCGUCAGGCCCUGCAUGUUGCCCCCUGUGGACUUUUCAGGAACAGCACACUUACUAAGUCUAAAGCCAGGUGAAGGCUACCAGCAGCUGCUGCGCGUGAUGCAGUCGUUGCAGGCUGAGCGGACCAAACAGAACAACCUGGCCGAGCGGCUUCAGGAGCGUCUAAGUAGAGCCCAGGAGGAGAUCUCCUCUCUGCAAAGCUCCAUGGCUCAGAGGGCGUCCCACUACCAGAGCCUCCACACGGAGCUGCUGGACAAAGUCAGCCGAGCCACUGACACAGAGAAAGAGUUGAAAAGAAAAAGUGCACGUGUGGCUUCGCUGGAGAAACAGUUACAGGAGAAAACCUCAGCCUACAGCCAGGCUGCACUGACCAACACCGAGCUUGAGAAACAGCUACUGGAGAAAACCAGCACUGUUCAGCAUUACCAGUCACUCAUGACCAAAAAGCAAAGAGAGUACCAGCAGUCUUUGGAGAAGUGUAAAAAUUCUCGAUCUCAACAGUUUACGGAGCAACAGCACAGAAUUGACUUGCUGCAGUCGUCUGUGGAGGAGGCUCAGUCCCGGGUGUUUGAGAUGGAGCAGGAGCUGAGCUCACUCCAGAGGGAGCGAGAUGAGGCCCAGAAAGCAGCACUUCUGCUGCAGAGCUCUGUGGACCAACUCACACAGCAGAGGCAGGUUGAAGUCAGACGCAAUGAGGAAUUGCUGCAGAGUUUCAAAGAGCAGGCGGCUCAGUCUGCCACCAAGGUGGGUGAACUCCAGUCAUCUCUGUCAGCUUGCAGAGAGGAGCUCAACUUGUCCCUGCAGCAGAUGGAGGAGGCAAAGAAGAACUAUGAGAGUGAGCUCCAGAAAAGCAAUGAAAAGGUGUCCUCUUUGCAGGAGAAGCUCCACAGCACCACCCUGGUGUGUCAGAGCUCCAGCGAGCAGAACCUGCAGCUGCAGCUUUCUCUCCAGCAGCAGCAGACCAUGCUGACUGAGAGCACCGCUCACAUCUCUGAACUGGAGGAAAAUCAGAGCCAGCUACAGACUCAGGUGUCCAGUCUCGAGCAGCAGCUGGAACGAGCUCGGGCCUCUCUGCAGGAUGAGGUCAGGAACAGAGAGCAGGAAGUCCAGGAGAAGGACAAGGACCUGCAGGAGCUGAACCAGCAGAACAAGCAACUCUCCGAGUCUGUCAGCAAUCUCUCUUCAGAGAUGACAAAGUAUCGAGGGGAGCUGCUGUCAAAAGAGUCCGAGCUGCAGCGUCUGAAGAGAGACCUCGCUGCCAAGACUGCUCAGCUCAGCCGCAUGGAGGAGAGCCUGCGACACCUGAAGAGCCAGCUCGACAGCAAGGCUGACUUAGUGGUGGACCUGGAAGAGACGCUCCACCGCUGCGAGGCCGACAAGCUCAACUGUGUCCGGCGGGCCCAGAUGCUGGAGGGACAGCUUCAGGCGGUGCGAGGAGAGUUGUCUGACACACUGGAGCAACUCCAGGAACUCAGAGAUGUUCUGCAAAGAACCCAAACCACCUCAGACGAGCGGCAAGCCUCUGUGGAAAAACUGACUGUCCAACUUAGUGAGACCCAGAGGGAGUUGGAGGAGAGAACUCACGAGGUCUUAGACAUGGACAGUGCACUGAAGGAGAGACAGGGGGAGCUCCAACAGAGAGCAAAUCUGCUCGGCCAACUAGAAGUGGCCAUCAGAGAGCACAAGCAGGAGAUGGAGAGGAAGGUGGAGUCACUGCAGCAGCGCCUGGCAGACAGAGAGCGAGAGCUGAGAGACGCACAGAGCGAGCUCACAGACAGAAACAUGAAGGUCAGGAGCAGUCACAGAGAAUCGCAGGAGCUCGGCCAGCAGCUGCGUGUUUGUCAGCAGAAACUUCAGAAUUCAAUGCGAGAGCUCGAUGAAAUUCAGCAUCGCUGUGAGUCUCUGACCAAAGAGCUGGACGCCACCAAGCUGCAUGCCAAAGAGAGGGAGGUCCGUCUGUGCGGUGUGGAGGAGGAGCUGGCGCUGAAGGAGGCACGCUGGCUGGAGCUGGAGGCCGGGCUGCAGAGUACGGUCGUCUCUUUAGAACAGGAGCUGGAGCUGGAGAGGGAGCAGCACAGCAAGGAGCUGGAGUCCCUGCAGCAGACCCGAGGCCAGCUCCUCAAAGUCUCGGAGCAGAUCUCCUCCACCAUGCGCUCCUCCCAGGAGCAGCUUGCCACUAAACUUCAGCAGAGCCAGAGCCAGCUCGACGAGGCCAGGACCCAGCUGGAUCAAACCAAGACUGAGCUGGAUUGCGCCCGGAGCCAACUCGCUCACCUCCAAACACAGAGAGACCAGGCUCAGACCCAGCUCCUUCAGAGUAAAAGUCAACUUGAGCAAAGCAGGAGUCUGUGUGAGCAGACCAGAGCUCAGAACAAUCUCCUGCACAUCCAGCUGGAGCAGCUCAGCGCUCAGUUAAAACAAGCCAGAGUCCAUACCGCCCAGCUCCAGACUCAGCUCCGGGCCUCGGAGAAAUCCAUGGAGACCUCAAACGAGUCCCUGCUCAUCAAGGAGUCUGAGGUGACCCGUCUCCAGGCAAGGAUCUCCAGUCUGGAGCGAGCUGCUGACCACCAGCAUAUUUACAAUCACACACUCUCCCUCCCCGCUCUGCAUCACUUCACACACUCCCCAGAGCGCUCCUCUUCUGUUCACUCCCUUCCUUCCUCCCCCAAAAACCCACAGGUAGCUGUCUCCUCUUCUAAACAGACACACUCCAAUCAGCCUCUCUCCCUGACGCACACACAAACUCGUUCAUCACCCCCUGCUCACACGUACCUCCAGCCCCCUCAUCUGUUGAACCAAACUGAAAGCAACCGAACGUGUGAUUGGCUGCAGAGCAGCAGUAUCAACUCUUCCCUUGAUCUCCCUCCGAGCCUGAAGGCCACAUUGAGGGAGGCUUUGAGCAAGCAGCCUUGGGACUCGUCGUCCUCCUCCAUCCCCUCUUUUCCGGACACAGUGGACCACAGCUGGCAGGGCCUCAGCGGCGUGGAGGCCACGACAACAUCCGACCUCUCCUUCAACCCCCUUACGUACAUGGUGGACGAGCAGGACGACAGAAAGCUCAACAUGGAAGCUACCUCGAUGCAGGACGGAGAGGGUGAGCAAGAGAGUGAGUCGAGGAGGGAGUCAGUGAGUACUCUGGUGGGUCAGGAGGAGGAGGUGGAUAUGAAUUCACUCACGGGGAUGCUGAGGUUUGUUAAUCAGACACUAGCCAUGCAGGAGGACCCUUCUCUGUGGAGCUCCACGGGGAUAUCAGAGACCAGACGCAGUCCCAGUCUGCAGAGGGACAUCAAGGAGACAUGAAGUUGCGAUGCUGAGGAGACAUCAGAGAGGAGAAGAGCUGUUUACACUGAUUCCAUCCUCGUCUGUCAGUGUACAUGCAUAGUCCUGCAUUCAGUAACAUCCCUCAUUAAGUCUGUCCAUUUGGUACAGGUCAGGCUGUAAAACUUGUCUGAAUGAAAAAUGAAUGACCACUUUAGACGGCACUACUUUCAAGUCUGUUAAUGACCAGCUGUGAAGAUGUUUGUAGCAUUUCAGGUUGUGUUUUCCUGUAAACUGUUAUUUAUAUAUUUGUACACUAUUUUAUAUAAGCCAAGUGAAUAAAAGAUGUUUUUUA